Messenger RNA from Dermacentor andersoni, 4877 nucleotides. It is a transcript of the gene Fife, whose product is annotated as regulating synaptic membrane exocytosis protein fife. The record is from RefSeq and is a predicted model, not a curated record. Gene Ontology annotation, biological process: regulation of membrane potential; positive regulation of synaptic transmission; regulation of synaptic plasticity. NCBI's taxonomy places the organism in Eukaryota, Metazoa, Arthropoda, Arachnida, Ixodida, Ixodidae. Gene Ontology annotation, cellular component: presynaptic membrane; cytoskeleton of presynaptic active zone. Gene Ontology annotation, molecular function: small GTPase binding; transmembrane transporter binding.
AACACAGAGAGAGAGAGAGAGAAAGAGAGAGAAGGGUGAGACCGAUAUGUAAAUGAAGAAGAGCAAAGGGAGAGAGCUUCAAAUGAGGAGGCGAGGCUGAGAGUGACGGAGAGGCGAGGGUGGAGGAGAAAGGGGGUUAAGGAGAGAGCCUGGAGCGGCACUUGUUGCAACAACGGCGUCGCACUUCUCCGCAGAGAUGGAGAGGCAUCGGACGGAGAGCGCGUUGCGGCGGCGAGCAGUAUUGUGUUGAUCGCCGCGCCGUGGCCUGGCAUUGGCCUUCGCCGUCCGAGAGCUGGGGCGCGAACGCGCUCCUACGAAAGAAGACCAGAGAGGGAGAGAGCAAAAAGAAAAGACUUCUCUGCCAGGCUCGCCGGUCGCCUUUCCCACCCUGGACGCCUGGAAAUGGAUCUCACCCGGAACGGAGGGUGAGAGUCGGCGUCAGAGAGGAUCGACGUGGGAGCCGGGGGAAGGGAGUUAGGCGAGGGAAGGAAAGCGUGGGAUGGGGCGAGUGAGCGAGAGAGAGAAAGGGAGAGCGUUCUCAACCCUCCCCUCCUGGCUUCGACCCUGGCCCGGCCGGCGACGGCAGGGGCGCGCAGCCGUAGUAGUCUGUUGCGCGCGACCGUCGGCGCAAGCCCGUGUGUCGUAGGGGGCAGUAGGGACCGGCUACGUGUUGCACAUCACGACGGCGGCGACGGCGGGAUGAUGUGGCGGCGUAGACGGCAUCACACGGAGACGAGUGGCCACGGGAGCAGCGGGCAGGUCUGAAGCCAGCGACACCAGCAUGAGCCGAGUCCCAUGACGCCCACGCGUCUAGACGAUCUCAACAUGAUUUCCAACAACGUUAUGUCCUUCGUCAAGAAGAUGGUGAAGAGCGGCUCGGACGAGGACGGCAUGCGGCUGGGCAGCAAGUUUCGCGCCACCGUGGCCGGCCUAAGUCCGCGGGCGUCACGCGCCGACCUCGGCCACUUGACGCCCGAGGAGCGUUCCAUCCUCGCCAGGGUCUGGCAGAAAGAAGACGAGUUCGAGACGCUUGUCAAGAAAUCCCAGACGCCCCCGCUCACGCCGCCCACCUCGCAACCGACGUCGACGGCCACGUCGACGCCGGACAAGACCUGCGACAAGGUGUUCCCGGGCGUCGCGUCGGUCAAGAUCGGCGCUGGAGUGCCGAUCGCCGCGGCCGGGGCCAACAACCCCGCCGCGCCCGCGGCGGCGACCCCUCCUCCGCCGCCUCCGUCGAAGCCGUGCCGCAUCUGUCGCAAGGGCAUCCAGGCGGGCGAGCCGUGCCACACGUGCGACGACUGCAAGCAGCUGGUGUGCGACGACUGCGCGUCGUACUCGCGAGACCCCCAGCACGCCGUGUGGCGAUGCUCGUGCUGCCGGAGACGCAUGAGCCACGACAGGCUCGGGCCUCCGCCCGGGUCCGGAAUGCACAGGGUGCCCUCAGUGCGUCGAAUGACGGAGCGAAUCGUACAGGACAGCGGAGGCCUGGGUUGCAGCACGGGCCCCAGGGGCAGCUUCAUGCUCAGCGAGCCUCUCAAGGAGGCGCUACGUCUCGAAAUGCAGAUGCAGGUCGACGGCGGCUGCCUGGCCCCGCCGAGCGCCCGCACCAUCGUCAAGCGUGGCUCGUACGCGGGUCAGACCGAGUGGCAGCGCAACGGCCUGCGCUCCUCGUCUCCCGAGCGACGUCACAGCUACCAGAAGCCUGCGGCGGGUCCAGACCGGGACGCCUCGUCGGACUCUUCCCUCGAGGAUGACUAUCUGCCGCGGGCGGGCCGCCUGCGCCGCAAGUCGCGCCUGCAGAGACACAAGAGCCGCACAGCGGCAGACGAGGAAGACUCCGAGGGCAACGAGUGGCGCAGCAACACGUCCUCUUCCUCGGCGCUGGACAGCCUGGAGGCGGACGGUGGCCCGCCUCCCCCGACGCACCCGGCCUCUUCGCACCGGGGCAGCACGGUGAGCGGCGGCCGGCUGGGCGUGUUGACGCGCUACAGCUCGGAGAGCUCGGACGUGAGCGACCUGAGCGGAGGAGGCCGCGGAGCCCCGGAGAGCUCGCCGGACGAGCGCCGCAGCAUCCCGAGCGUGACGGUGGACGCCAUCGGGCUGCCGCCCCCGUCGGUGGGCCUCUACGAGGAAGUGCGUCGGUGCUCCACGGGCAGCGCCCUGCCGCGCAUGCCCAUCCCGGAGAACCAGAUGCCAGCCAUGACCUGCCGUGCGCAUGCGCAGCUGUGCCUGUUUCCCGGCGCCCCCCACGGCACCGGCAGCACUCACUCGCUGGACCUGCCCCGCGAGGAGCUGGGCAAACCCGAGCGGAGGGCCUCGGCUCCCGAGGGGGACAACAUCAAGAUCGUCAUCGACGAUGUCGACUCUCAGGGACCGCCGCCCACGCCCCUGCGCAAGAGGGUGCUCCUGCAGAGGGACCCCGCCGACACGGGAGCGAGGACCCGAGGGUUCGGCAUGCGGGUCAUGGGCGGAAAGAAGGCCCCGGACGGCCACCUGUACGCCGCGGUGGCCUGGGUGCUGGCCGGUUCGUCGGCCGACCUGGCCGGCCUCAAGCAGGGCGACGUCAUCCUCGAGUGGAACGGCACCUCGCUCGUCGACCGCUCGUACGAGGAAGUGUGCGCCAUCCUCGACAAGUCGCCUCACAGCGUCGAGCUGGUUGUCGAGACCGGCAGGAAGAUGAGCAACCGCGAGCUUCGCGCGUCCACGGGCAACAUCCCGUCGCGCAAGUCGUCCACCUGUUCCAUGGGCGGCGGCGAAGGGGCGGCCACUCGCCGCAAGCUGCCGAAGACGCCCGACGAGAUCUGCAACAAGGCGCACGUACAGGGGGAGCUCGGCGUCCGCCUGUGGUACGACGGCACCGACUUGGAGGUUACCGUGCUGGGCGCACGCGGUCUACCUCCACGGCGUUCGUACGUCAAGCUGCGACUGCACGAGCCCGGCUCGGGCCUUAGGGGUCCGGCCAUGAAGACGCCCAUAUCGGAGCCGGUGACCAGUCCGGAGUGGAACAAGACGUUCGUGUUCAGCGCGCUCGAGUCGCUGGAGGGCCUGUUCCUGGACCUGACGGUGUGGGACCACCGGCCCGUCGGCACGAACGCCUUCCUGGGGGAGGUGCAGCUACCCCUCGACCGGUCGCCCCUCAGGGACGCCCCCGAAUGGCUGCCGCUGUCCAGGGGCGCCGGAGGAGCGGCACGCAGCCAGUCUCAGGAACUGCCACCCGACGACCUCAUCCGGAGCUCGUCCAUGGACUCGAUGCUGCUGCAUCCUGACGACGCUUGGCAGGGCAACCCGGUUGAACGGAAGUCGUCGGCACCAUCCGUAUACUCGGUCUCACCGGUAGCAGGCGGAAAGAACCGCCAACUGCUGGCCCAGGACAGCCUUCCAGAGUUGUACGCGUCUUCGCCGACGCAAGCUCCAGAACGAGCCAAGAGCGCCAGUUUCAAGGUUCGCCGCAACGUGAAUCUCCCAGACACCGCAGCCAUGGACGAGAGGCGGUCGCUUCCGAGGCGAAAGCUUUCACGGACGGUGAGCCUCAAGUCGGACGAGAGGGUCAACCACGUCCCACUCAGCAAAGGCGGAAACGACGGUGGUGACAGCAGCUCCGGCUCGGACCGAUGUCUGCAGGAGGUGGGGCCCGGCCAGAAGAACUCCCGGCGAGACCUGGCCCGGCUCGGAGAACUCAAGCUCGGCUUCAUCAUGACCAAGGGUCAGCUCGAAGUUGAGGUUGUCUGCGCCAGGGGACUGCCCCUUGGCUCGGGAGGAACGCCACCCGACACGUACGUGAAGACGUACCUGAAGGAGGGCGACCGCCAGAUGCAGAAGCGUAAGACGCGCGUCGUCCGCCACUCGUGCGAGCCACAGUACCGCCAGACGCUCAAGUACACGGCCGCCGACGUGCUGGGUCGCUCGCUGCUCGUCACCGUGUGGGAGCGCGCCCGGGGCUUCGACCACAACCAGCCGCUGGGCGCGGCCCUGGUGCAGCUGGACCGCCUCGAGCUCAGCCGGCUGACGCUCGCCUGGUACGCGCUGCAGACGCCCGCCGGGCCGGCGUCUGCGUCGGGACCCCGCGGCAACGGCGAGGAAGACGACGACGACGACGACGACUCGCCGUGAAACUGAACAACUCUGUGCGCGUCCGCGUGUGUGAGUGUGUGUGUGUACGUGCACGUGAUGAGAGCCACGCCGUCACCCGGUUCUCGAUUGACAGGGCCAGGAGACGGGGAAAUUGCCGCGCCAAGAGCGCCGCUGCUGCGUCGACGUCCGCCGCCUGUUUGUUUUCCCUGCAAGGUUUAAAGCGAAAGAGUGAUGCCGCACUAUGUUCGGCGCUUUGUAGGCAGCCAGACGCUGUGACUGUCGCGGUAGGACAGCGUAUCGUAGUAAGGAAUAAAUUAAAGUCGAGGUUUCCACGAGAAUUCGGGUAACGCAGUGAAGAUAAGGUUGCAGACAUCGACCAAGUCAAAUAUGGAAACGUAUGUAGGGUUUGCAUUCGCGUCAUCGCGGGCAUCAUAUCUUGGGCUACUAGAAUGUCGAGAAGAUGCGUAAACGAGCAAGAAAACCAACGGUGACAAACGGUCGUCGUCAAAAAGCAAAACAAUGCACGAGGGACAUUACGGCGCACUGACGACAUCGUGGCCGCCAUGUUUGGCUACCAGCACGCUGAAAGGCUGAAUUCAUAACUUCGCGUGAAAACUAUCUAUUGUCUAUUAUCCCUCGUUGAUUUGGUCAGGACUCUAAAACGGCUCUAAUUUUUUUUAUCUUUGGCUUGUUCAGAGCUCUGGGGCGUUUCUACUUCAGCUUUGACUCUGUCAGUGACCCCACCUUCGUCGUCAGGAAUCACACUGUGCCCUCACGCUGUCCCGUACUCUUCCUAUUUGUAAUCA